Labrus bergylta (ballan wrasse) is the source of this 2024-nucleotide messenger RNA. RefSeq names its product TNF receptor-associated factor 6 (gene traf6). NCBI's taxonomy places the organism in Eukaryota, Metazoa, Chordata, Actinopteri, Labriformes, Labridae. Gene Ontology annotation, molecular function: tumor necrosis factor receptor binding; zinc ion binding; ubiquitin protein ligase activity. Gene Ontology annotation, biological process: regulation of apoptotic process; protein K63-linked ubiquitination; tumor necrosis factor-mediated signaling pathway. The record is from RefSeq and is a predicted model, not a curated record.
GAUGGAUGACGUUUGUAAAGUAAAACAGGAAAUUAUCUGGAGACGUUUUGAAAGCGAAGGCAAGUGUUACAUAAAAAGAAAGAAAAGGUACCCGCUUUCUCAGCUGUAAUCAGUAUUUUAAUAUCGGUGUUGCCGACGAAGAGGCUUGUUGUCUUACUCGCUGUUUUGAUGGCUUGCUUUGACAGUAAUAAGGGAAGUUUGGAGGAGGUCAGCUAUGACGGAGCUGUUGGUGGAGAGGUGUCCAGCUGCGCGUUGGCAAUGAUGGAAAAAGAACGCGAGUCCCUUCUCAGCCCUUCGGAGAGCCCGGGCACAUUUAUCAGCAGCAACUCCACCAGUCUUCAGGGUGCUGACCCCGUCCAGGGCUACGACGUGGAGUUUGACCCGCCCCUAGAGAGUAAAUAUGAGUGCCCUAUCUGCCUCAUGGCUUUGAGGAAUGCCAUUCAAACACCCUGUGGUCAUCGAUUCUGCAAGAACUGCAUUGAGAAGUCCAUUCGCGAUACCGGACAGAGGUGCCCUGUUGACAAUGAAGCGUUGUCAGAAGAACAGCUCUUUCCUGAUAACUUUGCCAAACGAGAGAUCCUAUCGCUAACUGUGCGCUGUCCCAACUCUGGCUGUGCUGACAAAAUGGAGCUCAGACAUUUAGAGAAUCAUUUGGUGCAUUGUCAGUUUGCCACCGAGCCGUGCCCACAGUGCCAGCAGUCUGUGAGAAAGAGCCACCUAGAGGAGCACAAAACUGUCGAGUGCCAAAGGAGACCUGUGUCCUGUCCAGAUUGUGUUGCAAGCUUUGUUUACGAGGAGAGAGAGCUUCAUGAACACCAGUGUCCCUUUGCCAUUGUGAAGUGUCAGUACUGUGGGAUGGAUCUGAUCAGAGACCAGAUGGAAUCUCAUUGUGACACAGAUUGUCCCAAAGCACCCAUCGCCUGUAACUUCAGCGCCUUUGGAUGUAAGGAGCGGAUGCAGCGCCACAACCUGGCCCAGCACAUGCAGGAGUUCACACAGAUGCAUAUGCGCUUCAUGGCCGACUUCCUCCGAGGCGUCACCCUCAAUGGUACCUCUCCUAAAUCCCUGUGGUCGCUAGGACCUUCCGUGUCCCCCGAGGAGCAAGGAGCUGCAGCGUCAGUAUCGGCCUGUAGUGGUCCAAGAGGAGCCGCGAGCUGCAGCAGCAACAACAGCGCCCCAAGUCAGCCUAGCGAGGAGAUGCAGAGGAUCAGGGACAUGGACGGACGACUGGUGAAGCAGGACCACCAGCUGCGUGAGCUCAUCAUCUUAAAAGAAACACAGGCCGGCCAGUUAGCAGAGCUCAGACGCAGAGUGUCAAUGCUGGAGGAGACGGUGAAGGAGCUGGAAGCCCACCAGUGUCAUGGCAUCUUCAUUUGGCGUCUCAAAGGUUUCUCCACCCACCUGCGUAACCAAGAGGCCGGCCAGGCGGUGGUGGAGCACAGCCCCGGCUUCUACACGGGCCGCCCAGGCUACAAGCUGUGCCUGCGACUACACCUGCAGACCCCCAAUGCCCCGCGCUGCUCCAAUUUUAUCUCGCUCUUUGUCCACACCAUGCAAGGAGCUUAUGACGGGCAGCUGACCUGGCCUUUUCAGGGCACCAUCCGCCUUGCCAUCCUGGACCAGGGCCCUGAGGGUCAGCACCACACGGAGGUGAUGGAAACCAAACCAGACCUGCAAGCCUUCCAGAAGCCCGCCAUCCAUCGUAACCCCAAAGGCUUUGGCUACGUCACCUUUUUGCACCUGCAUCAGCUGAAUCAGAGAGCCUUUAUCAAAGAUGAUACUUUACUUAUCCGCUGUGAGGUGACACCGCGUUUUGACAAUAUGCACCGUGAGGGACCAGCGGUGCAGCCGAGAGGCCCUGAGGCCUCAGUGUGAGGGACUAAAAUCAAACUCUUAUCUACUGGAUCAUCAUACCAAGACGUCAGUACAGUACUGACAAAACACUGGACAGUCAGAGUGAUGGACAGUCAGAGUGAGGGACAGUCAGAGUGAGGGACAGUCAGAGUGAGGGACAGUCAGAGUGA